AUGAAGACGGGAGUCGCGUCCACGCUCCUCCUCGCGUUCGCCAUGGCGAGCACCGCGCUCGCCGUGACGAUCACCGUCAACAGCUCGCCCGCGCACACCGUCUCGCCCACGCUAUGUGCGCUAGGGCGCGCUGACACACGCAUACAGAGCGGCGAUGGCGGCCUUUACGCUGAGAUGCUGCAGAACAGGGCCUUCCAGCAGGUUACCCCGGGCACCUCUGCAGCUCUCAACUCCUGGGCGUCUCUCAACGGAGGAACUAUCGCCGUCGUUGCUGACUCGACGCCGGUCUCAAAGGCACUCCCGAACUCGCUCCAGCUCAAGGUCCCCACUGGGAAGAUGGGAGCUGUAGGAUUCACGAACUCUGGCUUCUUCGGCAUCAAGGUCGACUCCUCGUGGACAUACACCGCUUCUUUCUUCUUCCGCUUCCCGACCGCGUCCUCUUUCACGGGCGCGGCCACCGUCGGUCUGCGCUCGAGCACCGGCAGCACGCUCGCGUCCGCAACGACCACCAUCAGCGGCUCGCAGACGACCUGGAAGGAGGUCACGGUCACCCUCAAGCCGAGCGCGAGCGCGUCGGACCUGCAGAACACGUUCUUCGUGUCCCUCGACGGCGCCGCGGCGUCCGGGCAGACCGUCAACUUCGCCAUGUUCUCUCUCUUCCCGCCGACGUUCAAGGGCCGCAAGAACGGGAUGCGCAUGGACAUCGCCCAGGCUCUCGCCGACAUGGGUCCGCGCUUUUUCCGCUUCCCUGGUGGGAACAACUUGGGUCAGUCGUUCGCGCAGCGGUGGCAAUGGAACGCUACCGUUGGGCCACUGACCGAACGUCCCGGCCGGCUUGGCGAUUGGGGCUACGUCAACACCGAUGGGCUCGGUAUGCUCGAGUACCUGGAGUUCUUUGAGGACGUCGGGAUGGAGCCGAUCAUGGCAGUUUGGUCAGGCAAGUGCCUCUUCGCUCGGGUCUGGGCCGCUGCCAAUCUCCAGCCAUACAUCCAGCAGGCCAUUGACCAGAUCAACUUUGUUGUUGGUGACCCGUCGAAGAGUGCGGCAGCCGCACUCCGCUCUUCGCUCGGACACCCCGAGCCGUUCACCCUGAACUACGUUGAGAUUGGAAACGAAGAUUUCAUCAGCAGCCUUGCAUCGAGCACUUACACCUACCGCUGGACCGCCAUCUUCAACGCGCUCCACGCGGAGUUCCCUAACAUCCGAUUCCUUGCGACUACUGAUGUGGGCAGCCCGACCCUUUCACCGAAGCCGCCGUCGUAUGAUGUGCACGUCUACCAGACGCCAACGUGGUUUUUCCAAAACGCAUUCUUUUACGAUAGCUUCGCGCGUGACGGCACGACCUACUUUGAGGGCGAGUACGCGGCCAUCUCGACCAACUCGAGCAACAUCUUCGGCAGCCCGUCCACCGGUCGCCUGACAUUCCCGACCAUGGCGAGUUCCUCGGGUGAGGCUGCGUUUAUGACCGGGCUGGAGCGCAACAGCGACAUCGUGUUCGCCGCUUCGUACGCGCCGCUUCUCCAGCACAUCGAAUCCACGCAAUGGACACCCGACCUGAUUUCCUACGACUCCGGCGCCGUGAUCAAGUCGACGAGCUACUACGCUCAGCAGCUCUUCGCGACCAACAUCGGCGACGUCUACCUCUCGAGCACGCUCCCCACGAACGGCAACAGCCUCCAGUGGUCGAUCACGCAGGACUCGAGCACCGGCGACGCGUUCAUCAAGGUCGCCAACGCCGGCUCUUCCGCGCAAUCCUUGACGUUCGACCUCAGCCAGUUCGCGACGGUCGCGAGCUCCGGCACGCUCAAGCUCCUCACCGGCAACCAGACCGCGAGCAACACGCCGACCGCGCCGAACACGAUCACCCCGAAGACGAGCACGAUCGCGACCGGCAAGAGCUUCGCGUACAGCGCGCCCGCGUUCAGCGUGAGCGUCAUCACGGUCAACCUAAAGUGA
Molecule: messenger RNA, 1956 nt
Organism: Epithele typhae
Lineage: Eukaryota; Fungi; Basidiomycota; Agaricomycetes; Polyporales; Epitheliaceae
Product: glycoside hydrolase family 51 protein
Exons: 20
Coding region: 1-1956 (651 amino acids)
Biological process (GO): L-arabinose metabolic process
Molecular function (GO): alpha-L-arabinofuranosidase activity
Source: RefSeq, a predicted model, not a curated record